Messenger RNA from Salvelinus fontinalis (brook trout), 2490 nucleotides. RefSeq names its product keratin, type I cytoskeletal 9-like. Lineage: Eukaryota; Metazoa; Chordata; Actinopteri; Salmoniformes; Salmonidae. Gene Ontology annotation, cellular component: nucleus. The transcript has 4 exons. The record is from RefSeq and is a predicted model, not a curated record. Bases 891 to 2270 code for a protein of 459 amino acids.
CCUGCCUGUCGUUCUCAGAAAAAAAUAACUGUUGGAGUCAGUGGUGGAAAAAGUACCCAAUUGUCAUACUUGAGUAAAAGUAAAAAUACCUUAAUAGAAAAUGACUCAAGUAAAAGUGAAAGUCACCCAGUAAAAUACUACUUGAGUAAAAAUCUAUAAUUAUUUGGUUUUAAAUAUAUUUAAGUAUCAAAAGUAAAUGUAAUUGCUAAAUAUACUUAAAAAACGUGAAAAUGGUGCCUCCUGAUUUUCUUAAUAUAAGGAAUUUGAAAUUAUUCAUACUUUUACUUUUAAGUUUACAGAUAGCCAAGGGCACACUCCAACAGAUGACCAGAGAUGUUGCCUUGAUCAGUGUGUGAAUUGGACCAUUUUCCUGUCCAGCAUUCAAAAUGUAACAAGUACUUUUGUGUGUCAGGGAAAAUGUAUGGAGUAAAAAGUACAUUAUUUUCUUCAGGAAUGUAGUGAAGUAAAAGUAAACGUUUUCCAAAAUAGAAAUAGUAAAGUGAAGUACAGAUACCUCAAACGACUUAAGUAGUACAUUAAAGUAUUUAUUACUUAAGACCACUGGUGCUAAUCUCUCUUUACCAGAUUCUACCACUGCAUACAUGGGUAAUAUUCAUAAAUAUCUAUGCAUUUACUUAAAUUAAGGUUUGUUGUUUGUUAUUUUCGAUCAAGUAGUGAUUGAUAUGUAUCGGGGUUUUUUCAACACCACAUGCCAGUAGGUGGCAGUAUGUGGAAAUAUAGGUUGUAUGCCACUCACGACUAAGACUGUUUGCGGAAGUGCUACAUUGUUUCCACGAGACAAGCAGGUCUAGACUGAAAUGUAGCUAAAGAAAGCAGGAGAAUCUUAUUUGGUAGUGUCUGGUGACCAGUGGUGAGCCUUCAGAAUAGCCAUGUCUUUCAGGAUGGUCUCCUUGAUUGCCUCCAGGCUUGGCAAAGUGUCAGUGAUGCCCACAAGGAGCUGUAGUCGAAACGUCAGCAGAGAUGCCAGCAAGGCCUGGAUGGAUCAGAGGCAGACACACAGGACCUCGGCCCACAGACACAGAGAGAAGGAGGAGAGGUUUGAAGAUCCAGAUAUGGACGAUGUAGACGACAAGGUCCAGGCUGUGUUCAGUGAAGAGAGGAGGAGACAGAGGACGGUGAAGUACCAUAUAGUCAAGAGACAGCUGACUGAGUCUGGAGCUCCAGAGAGGAAGCUGAGCUGGGACGCCAUGGAACAGAUCAGGUAUCUGAAGCAGGAGCUACCAGAGGAAUGGACCAUUGACCGUCUGGCAGAGGGAUUCUCUGUCCAUCGUGACAUCAUCCUACGAGUCCUGAGGAGCAAGUUCACCCCCAAACCAGAGAGGAAGGCUAAACAGGACGCCAGCGUGUGGGCCAGGCUGAGACAGCAGGCCUUACCUGGGAGUGGAGCAGGGGGACAGGGCAGGCAGCAGGCCUUACCUGGUGGUGGAGCAGGGGGACAGGACAGGCAGCAGGCCUUACCUGGUGGUGGAGCAGGGGGACAGGGCAGGCAGCAGGCCUUACCUGGUGGUGGAGCAGGGGGACAGGGCAGGCAGCAGGCCUUACCUGGUGGUGGAGCAGGGGGACAGGACAGGCAGCAGGCCUUACCUGGGAGUGGAGCAGGGGGACAGGACAGGCAGCAGGCCUUAUCUGGGAGUGGAGCAGGGGGACAGGGCAGGCAGCAGGCCUUACCUGGUGGUGGAGCAGGGGGACAGGGCAGGCAGCAGGCCUUACCUGGUGGUGGAGCAGGGGGACAGGGCAGGCAGCAGGCCCUACCUGGUGGUGGAGGGGCAGGGGGACCGGGCAGACCACAGCUGCCUGCCCCUGGACAUAGAAGUAGCAAACCAGCCAUGCUGCCCGCAGGAAGUGGCACUGGUGCCCUGGUCACCCUGGCUAGCCACAGUAGCCAGAGGCUGAUAGCCAGGGACUUGGAGGAUGGCCCUGGCCCAAGAGCCAUGAUGACUACUGCUAAUAGUCCUGCUGCUCCUCUCACCUCACUACCCACCCAGCUCUCAUCCUCACCAACCCUGCACAGGAGACACACCUCAGGACAAGAUAACUCUAGAGAGGAGUGGGAGGAAGAGGAGAAUGUUCCAGAGGACAAUGUGUCGGAGAAGGUUGAGGAGAAAGACGACCAGGAGGAGAGAUGGGAUGGAAGGGUGUUUUCAGAGGAAGAACUGGAGGAACUAAUGCUGUCGUCAAAGCCUUCGCGAGUGGUACAGAAUGGGAUAGAGUUCUUUGACAGCGAAGGAAACUUCCUGUACAGAAUCUGAGACAGCAAAAUGGCACCCUGUGCACUACUUUUGACCAGGGCUAAAUGGCACCCUAUUCCCUAUAUAGUGCACUACUUUUGACCAGGGUGCCAUUUUAGAAGUAGCCUGAGAUGUUGUUAAUGUGUUGGUUUCCUAAAUACAAUAAAAUGCAAUAGACUUCUGUUGGAAGAUGCCAGAGACUGAUUAUGCCGCAAACCAAUAAAGCACUAUUUCAAAUGUA